Messenger RNA from Lactuca sativa (garden lettuce), 927 nucleotides. RefSeq lists its product as uncharacterized. The record is from RefSeq and is a predicted model, not a curated record. Lineage: Eukaryota; Viridiplantae; Streptophyta; Magnoliopsida; Asterales; Asteraceae.
AUGCAAGUGAAUGACAUGCUGAAUGAUAACAAUUACAACGAGUGGAAGCAUGAGAUGACCAACUUUCUCCUUGCAAAAAACAAGAUUGGACUAAUCGACGGCACCAUCAAGAAACCAGAGAAGGAAUCGCCAACACACAUGGCUUGGGUUCGAGCCGAUGCCAUGGUCAAGGGUUGGCUAACGACUGCAAUGGAAAAGGAGAUUCGCACCAGCGUAAGAUAUGCCAAUACCUCUUCUGAAAUCUGGAAGGACCUAGGGGAGCGAUUUGAAAAGGAAGGAGCACCGAGGGCUUAUGAGUUAAAACAAUUACUCAACGCAACACGACAGGGAGGUAUGUCAGUUUCCAAUUACUAUACGAAGCUAAGGUCUCUUUGGGAUGAAAUUCAAGUUGUCCUACCCUUGCCACAGUGUGUGUGUGAUGGGUGCGAGUGUGCCAUUGGGAAACAAUUGAAUGAAGUAAAGGAGAAAGAGAGGACUUAUGAAUUCCUCAUGGGACUUGAUGACGAGUUUUCUGUCAUUCGAACUCAGGUCUUAGCCAUGAAACCAACACCGUCGCUUGCAGCCACUUACCACUUAGUGGCAGAAGAUGAACAACAGAGAGCGAUCACAGGUGGAACAAAGAGACCGGGGUCAGAAGCUUCAACUUUUCAGGCCAACUAUGGUGAGACAAAAGUUCAACGACAAUCACAAUGGAAACAAAAUACACAGGCAAUCAACAAGGCGGCUCCAAAACCAACAAAAACCGAGAAUGAAAAGAAAGAAAAAUGCAGUUUUUGUCAAAGAGAAGGUCAUGUGAAGGAAGGGUGUUUCAAGCUGAUAGGAUACCCUGAGUGGUGGCGUGGUAAUCGAGACAAAGGAGUGCCAAAAGCCGCCUGCGUUAAAGCAAUAUCUAGCCCAAUUCUGGGGUUGACAAAUGAACAAUAUUAA